Molecule: messenger RNA, 585 nt
Organism: Quercus lobata
Lineage: Eukaryota; Viridiplantae; Streptophyta; Magnoliopsida; Fagales; Fagaceae
Product: thioredoxin-like protein CXXS1
Exons: 3
Coding region: 30-407 (125 amino acids)
Source: RefSeq, a predicted model, not a curated record
AAGAAGACGAAAGAAAAAAGGAGGAGGAGAUGGAAGGCCUAGAGCAGCAGAACAAGACCAGAGUUGUGAAGGUUGACUCUUUGGAGUCAUGGGAUUUCUAUGUUACCCAAGCCACCAAUCAAGGCACCCCUAUUGUCAUACACUUCACUGCUGCAUGGUGCAUACCUUCAGUGGCAAUGAACCCCUUUUUUGAAGAGUUGGCUUCAAGCUUCCCUGAUGUUCUGUUCCUCACAGUUGAUGUCGAUGAGGUUAAGGAGGCAGCAACCAAAUUGGAGAUAAAGGCCAUGCCCACAUUUGUGCUGAUGAAAAAUGGUGCUCCGGUUGACAAGCUUGUUGGUGCCAAUCCAGAAGAGAUAAGGAAAAGGAUAGAUAGUUUUGUUCAGUCCAUUCGUGUGUAUGUUGCCUAGUUAAUGUAUGUAUAUGUAUUUGGUAUUGUAUAUAUUUUGAACAUGUAAAAUAUGUGAUUGUGGUGGUCCAGCAUCAAGACAAAUGAUAAGUUGGUGUGCCUUUUGUGGGUGUGUGAUUUCAAUCUCAUAAGUGUAAAAGUGCUUCCUUCCUUUUAAAUCAAGUUGGCCAUGUUUUUUA